AUGCCGCUCAGGACCGAUGCCAUUCCCCUGGUGAAGGAGCCGGAGCCCCGGCCCCCGCCGCAGGCCCCGCUGCCCUGGGUCCUCCCCAGCCUGUUCGCCGCCUUCAACGUGGUGCUGCUGCUGGUGCUCAGCGGCCUCUUCUUCGCCUUCCCUUGCAGGUGGCUGGCCCAGAACGGGGAGUGGGCCUUUCCCAUCAUCACGGGCCCCCUGUUUGUCCUCACCUUCGUCAGCCUUGUGUCACUCAACUUCUCAGACCCGGGCAUCUUACACCAAGGCUCCACCGAGCAGGGCCCCACGGCCGUGCACGUGAUCUCGGUGAACCGCAAGGCCUUCCGCCUGCAGUGGUGCCAGAGGUGCUGCUUCCACCGCCCGCCCCGGACCCACCACUGCCGCUUCUGCAACAUCUGCGUGGAGGACUUUGACCAUCACUGCCAGUGGGUCAACAACUGCAUCGGCCACCGCAACUUCCGCCGCUUCAUGCUGCUCGUGCUGUCCUUCUGCCUCUACUCGGGCGCCGUGCUGGUCUCCUGCCUCAUCUUCUUGCUGCGUCCGAACCAAGAGGCCCCUUACGUAGACCGGGUCAUCGCCAUCGUGGUGGCCGUGCCCGCUGCCGGCUUCCUGGCGCCGCUGUGCCUGCUGCUGCUGAUCCUGGCCAAGUCCGUGAGCGCGGCCGAGCGCUCCUGCGAGGGCAAGUGCCGCUACCUGUGUGGAUACAACCCCUUUGACCAGGGCUGCGCCAGCAACUGGUAUUUAGCAAUCUGUGCACCGCUGGGACCCAAGUACAUGGCCAAGGCUGUCUUGCUGCAGAGAGUGGUGGAGCCGGACGAGGCCCUCUCGCAGAACUUGCAUUGCCCAGCCUGCCCCUGGGCACUCGGCCCCGCAGCCGCAGCCGCCCCUGGGCCUGCCUCCGGCCAGCAGCCCCCACCUCCGGCUCUCCACAGGCCGGGAACGGCUCCCCCGGGGCGCGGGGAGGCUGCAGCCCCCCAGGAGGUGAGUGA
Messenger RNA from Pipistrellus nathusii (Nathusius's pipistrelle), 998 nucleotides. The record is from the annotation of a GenBank genome assembly. Lineage: Eukaryota; Metazoa; Chordata; Mammalia; Chiroptera; Vespertilionidae.